Messenger RNA from Manihot esculenta (cassava), 8416 nucleotides. RefSeq names its product helicase protein MOM1. The record is from RefSeq and is a predicted model, not a curated record. The coding region runs from base 292 to 8097 and encodes 2601 amino acids. Lineage: Eukaryota; Viridiplantae; Streptophyta; Magnoliopsida; Malpighiales; Euphorbiaceae. Gene Ontology annotation, molecular function: ATP-dependent chromatin remodeler activity; ATP binding. Gene Ontology annotation, biological process: heterochromatin formation. The transcript is spliced from 21 exons.
GAGAACAAAAAAAAAAAAAAAAAUUUCCCCUCUGCCCCUUUGGUCCUCUCUGCUCUGUCCUUCCAUCCUUUUUCAAUUUUGCUCUCUCCGUCUCCUAAUUCGUUUUCUAACAGCCUCUUUGUCGAAUUAAUCAUGUAUACGGCAAUGACACCAUACUACAUUCAUGUCCUCUCUACACUAGCACUCUCCGAAAGUUUCUCAAGCCCUAAUCCGUGCUCUUUCAUAUAGUUCUUCACGGUCGCGCUCACUCUCACGCCCUGUCCUGCCUGCCGGUGCUCUCUCAGUUGGGAGAUGGCCAAUGAUACUAGAUCUAGUCGCAAGGCCAAGGAUGAUGAAAACAGUAAUUCUAAUGGGGUUUCUGGUGCUGAAACACCGAGUACAUCUGGUACGAGAAGGUCAGUUAGAGAAACACCAUCAAAGAAAAGUACUACUGCAAGCCCUUCAAGUACUCGGAAGUCAAAGCGAAUUGGGAAGCGGACUUCAACUCCUCCUUCUAGGAGAAUUUCAGGGAGAGUUGAGAAGCAAAGUACACCAAGUCCCCUGCGAAGGUCUGAGCGGGCUAAGCAGCAUUCAUCUUCUAGUUCUUCUGGGUCAAAGAAGUCAACUAAAGCCUCUAGCUUAUCAGUUAUGAAGAAAAAACUAAAAAAGGAGAAGAGUGUGAAACGGUUGACACUUGAAACGAAAGAAGUUAGCAAAAGCAAGGAACAUGAUAUCCAACGUGUUCAGGUGGGGAAAAAGAGAUUGGAUGCUCGUGCUUAUAGGGCAUUAUUCAAACAGCAACAAAACAAAGUUACUGUGGCAGGUAAUUGCAAGGAGCUGAAAAAGGAGGACAAGUUAUCUCAUGACAGUAGCAACCAUCAAGCUGGUGCUUCCAAGAAUUUUGGUAGCCGCAGCAAUAAAUGCAGCCAAAUGAAGGUGCAGGAGUUAAGAGAAGCCUUUGCUGGGAGAGAUUUCAAAAGAGCUUUGGAAGAAUCAAAUUGUAGCAUAGGCACACCUGCCAAUGAAGUAUUGGAAAAUAACAUUGGACUUGAGCCUUUACACUUAAGCCAGAAUCAAAGGCUUGAGGGGGAAGCUUAUCAGUCUGAAGUUGGAGAUGCUAUGAAAGCUUCUAAGGGAGAUGAUUGUGCCCUGUAUUCCUGUCACAAAACAAUGCCCAAAAUGCUUGAUGGCAUUGCUGAAAAGGCAAAUAAAGAGUUGCAACCUGAGUUGGUAAAUCCUAUGUUGAAUAAUGAGCCAUCGGGUAGUGAAAUUGGAUUGGAGAGUGGUUACAAGGACACACCUUUAAAAAGGAAAAGAAACACACUUGACUUGGAUUCUGAUGAUGUUGCAAUGGCUUCAAGCAAAGCCUCUGUUGCUGAUAUUUCUUCUCCAGACACAAAUAAUUUUGCAGAGACAUGUGCUACAUGUUUUAAGAGGCAAAGGGUUGGCCUUUAUUCAAAACAGCAAGACAUAUGUUCUUGCGACACAAAUUUAAACCAGGAUAUUUGUGGUAGCUCUUUUGUAGAGGAUAGAAGGAAAAUUGGACCUGGUGUUACCACAGGAUAUGCUGCAGAAUGCAUUACCAAUUUCCAAUUUAAAGGGUCUGAUCUAGAUUUUCAACCAGAUGGCAAUCUAAAUACAUGUCUCAUUUGCAAGCUUGGUGGAACGUUAUUGUGUUGUGAUGGAAAGGGGUGUAAAAGAAGCUACCAUGUUUCUUGUCUCGAUCCUCCUUUAAAAGCUGUUCCUGUUGGAGUUUGGUAUUGUCUUGCUUGUGGAAGGAAGAAGAUAAAAUCAGGUGUACAUUCUGUUUCAGAGGGAAUAGAGUCAAUAUGGGAUUAUAAAGACGUGGAGGCAUCGGAUGGAAGUGGAUUGCUAAAGAAGCAAUAUUUUGUUAAAUACAAAGGUCUUGCUCAUGUUCACAAUCAUUGGGUACCAGAAUGUCAACUGCUUGUUGAAGCUCCUUCACUUGUUUCAAAAUUCAACCGAAAAAAACAGGUCACAAAAUGGAAGCAGGAGUGGAAUGAACCUCGUCGUUUACUGCAAAAACGUUCGGUAAUCUAUCCUAGGGAACAUGAUGAGACUUACAAGGAGCAUGCUAAAGAUAUCUCAGAAUGUCAUAAUGAGUGGCUUGUAAAAUGGCGUGGUCUUGAUUAUGAUCUUGCAACAUGGGAGUUGGAAGAUGCUUCCUUUAUGAGUUUGGCAAAUAUUCAGAGCCUAAUGAGAGAUUAUGAAAACCGCCAUGAGAAAGCAAAGAGACACAGUUUGUCUGGAGUAAAUAAGAAACUUGAGAGAAAAGAAGAUUCGUCAGUCCAAUCAAUGAAGUUAUCAGCUGGAGAUUUGGCUGGAUGUGAUAAUAAUCAUCUGGACAUUAUCAACAAUAUUUGUGAACAUUGCGACAAGGGGCAGAAUGGUGUUAUUAUUGAUGAUCAGGAACGAAUAAUGAAUGUGGUUUCAUUUAUUUCCUCUGUGUCAUCCAACGUCGGCCGGCCUUUCAUGAUUAUCACAACUCCUAUUGCACUGCACUUGUGGGAUGAAGAGUUCUUUCAAUUGGCUCCAUCUGUUGAUUCAGUGGUUUACCAUGGAAACAAAGAUGUGCGAAAAAGUAUUAGGGCAGUGGAGUUUUAUGGAGAUGAAGGCGGCAUAAUGUUUGAAGUGCUUAUAACAUCUCCAGAAGUUCUUGCAGAGGAUCUCAAUGUGCUUGAAUCAAUAAAAUGGCAAGCAGUUAUAGUUGAUGAGUGCCAACGCUCUAGAAUAUAUUCACAUUUUCAACAAGUUAAAAGUUUAAAUGCUGAUAUGAGGCUUCUCCUUGUCAAUGGUCAACUUAAGGACGUUGUGAUUGAGCAUUUGCUGUGUGUGCUUGAUUCCCAAAGUGAUGAAAAUCGCAGCGAGUGUUUGUUAACUAAUUCCAACCAUAGGAGUGGUAAUUUGAAGGAGAGACUGUCAAAGUAUAUUAUCAAUGUCUCCAAGUCAGACUCCUUGAGAUUUGUAGAGUAUUGGGUUCCUGUACAGAUAUCCAAUAUACAGCUUGAGCAGUAUUGUUGUACUCUACUUUCAAAUCAUUUGCCUCUUUUUUCAUCCUCAAAGAAUGAUCCUGUUGGCACGCUUCGUGAUAUUCUUAUCUCUAUUCGGAAGAGCUGUGAUCAUCCCUACAUAGUGGAUCCACUGCUGCAAACUUCAUUGAUUUUAGAUGUUGGAAUUAAAGCAAGUGGCAAGUUACAACUUCUUGAUGCAAUGCUUCUUGAGAUAAGAAAUAGAGGUUUAAGAGUGAUUAUUCUUUUCCAGUCUAGUGUUGGUUCUGGGAGGGAUAAUAUUGGAGAUAUUUUGGAGGACUUUGUGCGUCAAAGAUUUGGUCAGGAUUGUUAUGAACGUGUUGAUGGAUUGGUCAUACCUACAAGAAAGCAAGCUGCUGUAAACAACUUCAAUAGCCAGAAAGGGAGAUUUGUGUUUUUAUUAGAAAACCGUGCUUGUUUUUCUAGAAUCAAACUGUCAUCAGUUGAUACUGUUAUCAUAUUUAGUAGUGAUUGGAGCCCAGCAAAUGAUUUAAGGAACUUGCAAAAGAUAACACUUGAUACGCAGCUUGAGCAGUUGAAAAUAUUUCGUCUGUAUUCCUGUUUUACUGUGGAGGAGAAUGUUCUGAUCCUUGCAAAGCAAGAUAAGACCCUUGAUAGUAAGUUGCAGAGCAUAAGCCGGGCCACUAGUCAGACACUGCUUAUGUGGGGAGCUUCACAUCUAUUCAGUCAAUUGGAUGAUCUUCAUAGUGGUUCUAGUACCUCAGUCACCAGUGGAGGUCCCUUGUUUGGGCGGUUGCUUCUCAAAGAUAUUAUUCAGGAGUUCUUGACCGUUCUAUCUCAGGAUGCUAAAGAAAAAAUUACAUGCAAUUCAUCUAUAGUUUUGAAAGUUAAACAGAAUCAAGGACGUUAUAGUACUGAUUUUCCUUUGCCUGGUGAACAGAAAAUUCAAUCUAGGGAUGAAGAGCUACCCCACAUAUUCUGGAGAAAACUGUUAGAGGGAAAAGAACCACACUGGAAAUAUUUAUCUGGUUUACCUCAAAGGAACCGUAAAAGGUUUCAACAGGUUGAUGAUUUACCCAAGAAACCAGAAGGUGAGGUCCAUGAAGUAGUGAAGAAGCGCAAAAAAGCAGCCAACAAUGACAUUGAUCCAACCUCUCUCAAACCUUCCAUAUGUGAAGGAAACAAAGUUGCUGGGGACAGUGAAGGGAUUUUGGGAGCUCCAUUACAUAAUUUUCAUGGAUCAAUGUCUGAUUUACCCAAGAAACCAGAAGGUGAGGUCCAUGAAGUAGUGAAGAAGCGCAAAAAAGCAGCCAACAAUGACAUUGAUCCAACCUCUCUCAAACCUUCCAUAUGUGAAGGAAACAAAGUUGCUGGGGACAGUGAAGGGAUUUUGGGAGCUCCAUUACAUAAUAUGCAUGGAUCAAUGUCUGGAUCAACUGGUCAUCUUAAUAAACGUCAUGCCAACCAUGAUUCAUCUACUCCAAAUUUGGCUAGUAAUUUGUCAGAAGUAUCAACAGUUAACCUGGCUGAAUUUAAUGAAAAAGUUAAUUUGCAUGAUUCACAGAAAAGUUUACAAAAGAGUCUCCACCUUCUUUUGAAGCCAGAGAUAGCAAAACUUUGUGAAAUUCUACAACUCCCGGAAGAUGUCAAGGCCAUGGUUCAUAGUUUCCUUGAAUAUGUAAUGAGUAAUCAUCAUGUUAGCAGAGAACCAGAAACCAUUCUGCAAGCAUUUCAGAUAUCCCUGUGCUGGACUGCAGCUUCUCUACUUAAGCACAAACUUGAUCACAAAGAAUCGCUUGUUCUAGCAAGACAGCAUUUAAAAUUCAGCUGCAAGAAAGAAGAAGCAGAUUAUGUGUAUUCAAUGUUGCGGUGUUUGAAGAAAAUGUUUUUAUGUCGUACAGGGAAUUCUACACCAGAAUGCUCUGCUAAUACUUCUGAAUUAACUAACCAUUCACAUCCAACAUCUGCACAGCCAACACCAUCUACACCACGAAAGAUGAAAGUAGGAUUUGGAAACCUGUUGCAUGGUCAAGAAUUAUCUGAUGAUCAGGUACUUUCCCAGCUUGGAUUGGCAUGGCAAGAUUUUUCAAAAAGUAUCAAGGAUAUUGAAAAAAAAUGUGAUAAACAGAUGAGGAAGCUCUUACUGAAGCAAAAGCAAGAAUUGGAGGAAUAUGACAGAAAGUACAAGGAAGAUAAGGCACAACUUAAGAAUUCUGAAAAAACAGAUGCAGCUGUUAUUCGUUUGCUUAGUAAUAGUUCCACAGGUACAGAUCAACUUAAGUUACUGGACAUUGAAUACAAAAAGAAGUUUGAAGAACUUGAGCGCAAGAUGGUGAUACAUCGAAAAAAUCUUGAGGAUGUACAGCUGGCUGCAAGGGAGAAACUGGAAGAGAGAAAAGCUUGUUGGGUGGAAGGAGUGAAAUCCUGGGCAAAGGUGGAAUUAAUAAAUAAGCCGCCUUCUAAUGAAACAGGACCUAAUCAAGAAAAUGAUUUCUCUUUGAAUUCUCAUUUGAAAGAACAGAAUCCUGAAGGUAACCAAAGCAUGCAAGAUGGGGUGGUUCUGCUGGAAGUUCCUGAAACUGUUAUUUCAAAUGACAAUGAGAUGCUCUCUGGGGGACCGUGUAGAAAUGAGCAGAUUCCUUUUCUGGUUAAUACAGACAUGCUUGACGGAGAGUCUCCGUUGAGAGUUUCAAGGGCUAUAUGCUUGAGGAGUGGAUCAGAAAAUGUCAACUCUGCAAAUGUGUGUUCAUCUGAAGAACAAAUGCAAGCUUCUAAUGGAGCUUCAUUGAUUGUGUCUUCUAGAAAGCUUCCGAUGGAAGUGCCUGAGAAUGUCAGUUCUUCGGGCAGCCUGGAGAACAUGAGAGUGCCUGAAAUUGCUUCUAGUUUGACCAUUGGUGCUGUCAACACUGCUUCUAGAGAGAAAGAUGAAGUUCACGCUGAGCGCACUGAUAAUUCUACUGAAAUUGAUCAGCAGGAUGGAGUGGUUUGUAUUGUUAAUCAAGAUCUUUACCCUAAUACGACUGCUAGAGACCAACAUAACAGAAAAGUUUCAUCAGGAGUGCCAGAAAAUGCUUCAAGUAUAGUGGGUGAUAAAACUGGUAAGCAGCAGGAUGGGGAGUCGGUAGUUCCUGAAACUUCUCUAGGUGCAACAGGCGAGGAUGGACAGGUUCUAGCUAAUGGUACUGUUGCUAAUCAACACUCUCAUUCAAUGGAUAAAACUGCUGGAGUGAAUCAGCAGGAUUUGGAGCUUCCAUCAAGAGUGAUUGAAAAUGCUUCUGGUGAAGUAGUGGAAGGUGCAGGUACUGGAAGGGAGAGCAAUGGUGUUUGUUUCAUGGCCUCUUCCUCCAGUACAAUAGUAGAUCUUCAGGCUGGAGUGAUUGCAUCACAGUUAAAAAAUGUUCCAGAAUUGGUGGUGGGUGGUAGUAGUGGAACAGAGGUUGAUGGAGUUUGUGAUGUGGUGGCCUCUUCUAAUAGUAGUGGAGUUGAUCAGCAGGACGGAGUGGUUCCUGUCAUUAAUGAAGGCAAUCAUCCCCAAGAACUGCAUUUGCUAAAUUCACCUGCUAUCCAGCCUGAACCUUCCUUGGUUCAAGAUUUUCCAGUGCCAUUAAAUCAGGCACUUCAAGAAGAAUGUCCUAUUCCAACAGUAUCCACUGGGUUGCAAGAUGGAGUUACACCAAGGAGUGGGAAUAAUUCUUUGCAACAAGUUGAGGCUUUGUUACCUAAUCCGGAUGAUGUUGCAGUUUCAAAUCAAACUAAUAGUGAUGCAGCAGUCGAAGAGAAUUUGCAGGAAAUGCAGUUGUCACCGUCCACAGAUUCUGCUCUUUGUCUUGAUGCCGCGGAGUUUCCUGUAGUUAGUGGGAUCGAACAUCAACCAGUCCGUGAACUUCAUGUCACUGCAAACAUGGGUGAUUCAACACAAAUAGUAGUGGACCAUGGGGAAUGCUCAAAUGAAGCUGUUUUGCAGCAUGCAACACAGCUUGCACAUCAUCUGCUGAGUGGAUCAGGGAUGCAUGUUUCAGACACAAGGACUGUUCCCAUUUCUUCAGGGGUUAAUAAUCGUACCGUACAAACUGUACCUCCUGCCCAAAAUAUACCCCUUCUACCUUCGGAUUGUGAUCCACUACAAAUUGAGAUGGAGAGAAUAUGCAAAGAAAGAGAACAGAUUAUCAGUACUCACGAGGACACGAAGGUGCGGCUGAAAUCUGAUUGUGAAAAGGAGAUAGAGGAAAUUAUUGCUCAAAUUCGUAGAAAGUAUGAGAUUAAACUUCAGGAGGUGGAAUCUGAAUUCACCCUUAAGAAAAAUGAACUGGAUACAAUUCAUCACAAAGUUCUUAUGAACAAGAUAUUGGCUGAUGCAUUCAGAUCUAAAUGUAUGGAUGAUAGGCCAUCUAGUGCACCUGGUAUGCAGCAAGAGGUGGCCUCAAGUUUCAGGCAACAGCUGCUUCAGCUAUCGUUGCAGCCAACUCUGCAGAGGAAUGCCAAUUUUACCGGUCUAUCUUCAGCUAUUCCGCCUACAGGUGGCCCACAGAUUGCUGCAUCCUGCUCACACAAUGCAGCUCCGUCUCUGCAGGUUGUUCAUCAUUCCUCAGCACUUUUCACAGGUGCCCUAACUAGACCACCUCUAAUUAGCUCCAUCUCCCCUCCCCCUGGCAAUCUCCAAAUUAGCAGCGAGAUUCGAGCUCCUGCCCCACACCUUCAACCUUUCAGACCUUCAGCAUCCGCAGUUGCAACAAAUCUUUCCUCUCUUUCAGUUGGGAUGCCUGGUCAACAUAUACCCAGUCAUCACCCUACAACCUCUGCCACAUCCUCCCAACUUCCAUUGCGACCACAGUCAUCUGCACAGCAAUCUCGUCCUCAUAAUUUUAUACAGAGACAUGAAACUGCAGGAACUUUGCCAGCUCUCUCUAGUUCAUCUCUAUCUGCACUUGAGUUGCUUAUGGAUGUAGAUAAUCAAACAAGUAGAAAUUCACCCUAUGGUUUGCACCGGCACACGGAUUUGGGUCCUAACUCAGACAUUCCGGUCCCAACUGAGCUUAGGCUGCCAAACGGUAAGAGGACAAAUGUGGCAUGUCCAACUGAGGUUGUUUGUCUGUCAGAUGAUGAUUGACAUGUACUGAUAUGUUUAUGUCUUUGAUUUUAUACCGAUCAUGGGGAUCCUUUGAGUUUCAGUUUGCGGGGCGCAUUUUUGGAGGUCUGCACUUUCAUGCAUUUAGGGAGAGUUCCCUUGAUGUGCUGACCUGUGCAGAAUUUCUGGCUGUUCAGUUCUUUGUGUAUAUUAAUUAAGCUCAUUUUUCAUAAUGUAGUUUUCUUGCAUAUUAUAUUCAUUUCCCUGGAUUUUGCGCGGAAGUCAUUGCAGUAUAAACGGUUUUAUUCCAUUUGUUCAAAUAUAGUUAUUUGUUACUGAUUUUGCAUCGGUAAUAUAAAAA